AUGACUAUCAACCAUGUCUUUAUGUGGGCCUCCGCGGCUAGAUCGGAAAGCUUACAGGCUUUCUAUCGUGCUGUCCUGCGACCGAUCGGCUAUACUGAGAUGAUCCGCGCGAACGACGGCAAUCUUGUGGGAUAUGGCAGCGAUUAUCCAUACUUCUGGCUGCAAACAUUGUCCGCAGACAAGAAUCCCCUACCUACCCACAUUGCUUUUGAUGCUCCCAGUGAAUAUUCUUCGAUCCAAAUGUGGUGGCGAACGAAGCUCUGA
This is a messenger RNA of Penicillium atrosanguineum, 264 nucleotides long. RefSeq lists its product as uncharacterized. NCBI's taxonomy places the organism in Eukaryota, Fungi, Ascomycota, Eurotiomycetes, Eurotiales, Aspergillaceae. Bases 1 to 264 code for a protein of 87 amino acids. The transcript has a single exon. The record is from RefSeq and is a predicted model, not a curated record.